This is a messenger RNA of Phoenix dactylifera (date palm), 4329 nucleotides long. NCBI's taxonomy places the organism in Eukaryota, Viridiplantae, Streptophyta, Magnoliopsida, Arecales, Arecaceae. The record is from RefSeq and is a predicted model, not a curated record.
UUUCUUUUUUCUUUUGCUGUUGGUUUUAGUUUGGCCCUGUUCUUGUUUGAUCGAUGUCCUUUUCUUGAGGUCAUUUUUUUCCGAUUUUCUUCUUUUUUUAGUGCUUGAGGUUUAGGGAUGGAUAGAGACGACAAUACUCGCACAUUAUGUGAUGAGAUCAUGGGGUUUGUUUGUGUGAUGUAGUGGUAUCUCUCUUGCUGAGACGCUCGAGAAGAACAUAAUCUAGGGUUUAAUUUUCGAGAUAGGUAAAUGCUCUCUCUUUUAUGGAGAUUACUCACAUAAAACAGUUUUGAAACGGCCUUAGGAAUGACGAUUCUUUUAUGAUUGUUUUACAAUAUUGUUCUAUGUGAACCGAUUCAGUAUCGGAAGAUUGGGUUUUAUCGUAUCAUGCCUUUUGUCUAAAUAUUAGAUUAUAGCAUGCUUUUUUUUUUGACGAAAAUUAUGGCACGCUUGGUGAUAUGUUAUCUGUUCUGUUACAUCCUUUUUUAAUCCCUUUCCUUCUAGUAGGUGAAAGAUUUUGAUAGGAUUUGCUUGUUCUCCUUUUUUAUAAUCUUAGUUAUAUUUCCUGCUGUAACGUUUAAACCUUUAUACUUGUGUUUUCCUUGUGCGGAUGAACUUAUCUUUACCACGUCAGCUAUAAAAUGCUUGAAGGUGCACAGAAUUCUGUUUUCCAUGAAUUUUAGCUUGCUCUUUUGUUAAAAGUUUUCUUUUUUCUUUUUCUCCCUUUGUUUUUGUCCCUUCCCUUCUUCCCUGGCCAAGAAUAGUUUCUGCUUGGAAUUGGAUUCAAGUUUUUGGAACUUUGAAUGUAGUUUUGAAGCUGAUCGUUUAUAUUUCUCUGCUCUCCACUCUUCUAUCUCUUUUAUGAUCCUUUCAGGUUAUUGUUUUGGCCUUUGUCGAAUGCUAUCGUUAUCCUCAUGGAGGGUGAGACAUCAUGGGAGUCUCUUUCUAUUAGCCACUCUGGAAGUGAGGUUGCUGACAUCGAACCAGUUUCUGAGGGCAAUGAUGAAGGCGAAGGAUUACUGGUUUCUUUAGAUAGCAUUCUUCCGGAUGAUAUCUUGGAGAAAAUCCUGUCCUUUUUGCCCAUUGCAAGCAUUAUCAGAGCUGCAUCUGUAUGCAAAAGAUGGUAUGACAUCAUCUAUUCAAAGAGGUUUCUAUGGGCCAACAAGUUGCCUCAGAAGCCAUGGUACUACAUGUUUACCUAUUGCGAGUCUCCAGCUGGUUAUGCUUAUGACCCAAUACUUCGGAAGUGGUAUAAUUUUGAUCUUCCUUGCAUCGAGAGAAGUAGCUGGUUUCUCUCUUCCUCCUGCGGAUUAGUUUGCUCCAUGGACAAUGACAGUAGGAGCCGUAUUUUUGUUUUCAACCCGAUCACAAAAGACUGGAAGAUGCUAUUGGAACCUCCAGGUGCAAAAUUCCCAGACUAUAGUACCGUUGCUAUAUCUGUGGACAGGAAGUCUCAUGAUUAUACUGUUGUCGUGGCAAAAUCUAAGCAGGUGCCAGAUGAUUUCCUUCAAUGGGACUUCUCCAUUCACAUAUAUGAGUCUGGGAGUAGAUCAUGGGUCACAUCCAUUAAGGAGGUUUUGACAGGAUGGAGGGGAGGUGAUGAGUGCGUGAUUUGUAAUGGAGUUUUGUACUGUUUGAUUCACUCUACUGGUGUUUUAGGAACUGCUGACCUUCGCCAUGGUCUGAUCAUGUAUGAUCUUUCGGCCCAAUCUUCUCGCACUUCUCUGAUGCGCACCUUUAUACCAGUGCCUUGCUUCCUCACCUGUGGCCGGCUGAUGAACCUCAAAGAGAGGCUGGUCAUGGUCGGUGGGAUUGCAAAAUACGACAGGCCAGACAUCAUCAAGGGGAUAGGCAUCUGGGAGCUUCAUAAGAAUGGGUGGCAAGAGGUUGCCCGAAUGCCGCACAGAUUUUUCCAAGGAUUUGGUGAGUUUGACGAUGUUUUUGCAAGCAGUGGCACUGGUGAUCUCAUAUACAUACAGAGCUAUGGAGCUACUGCCUUGCUUGUUUUUGACAUGAGCCAGAAGCAAUGGAAAUGGUCAGUCAAGUGCCCUGUGACAAAAAGAUUUCCUCUUCAGCUUUUCACUGGUUUCUGCUUUGAACCGAGGCUUGAAGUGGCCUCCUGAAUUGCUUUCUUCUGUGUUAGAUUUGAUGGAAUCAUAGGGAUCUAUAAAUUGUUUUGCUGUUUUUGGGGUCAUUAUGAAAGUUUUUGUGGGGCUUGGAGCUUACAGAAAUUGUUUUUGUUAUAGAGUAAACGAUUUCUGAAAAUGUUGCUGGCGAUCCUUGUUCUUUUCUUUCAUAUCUCUAUGGACAGGAUACUGUGAUGUCUUCUGGCACGGUUGAUGUGUAGAAAGUCAGGAGGAGCCGACUCCCAUUGUCCUGUGACGACAAUUUCUGCAUCAUUUGGUGAAAUUGCUGUGUUUCUUUUACUGUUUUGCUUAAUCUUCAAAAAUUUUAUUUCCCUUAUCAAUAUCAAUAUUUCACUCACAUAUAUGUUUUAAAAGUUGUUUGUAUCCAUCAUUGUCUUCUUUUACCAGUUUGGAAAAGGAUAUUUUCCUUCUUGCUUGUGGUGGUUUUUCAUUUUUUGUGAUGAAUGCAUAGCAUUUGGAUACUUGUUAUGAACACCACUUAAAAAGGCAGAAAUUUUCUGGUGUUGGUCAUUUCCUUCGUUGUAUAAUUGAGGAGCAUCAAAUCUCAAAGAAGUUUGGCUCCAUUAUCCAAAUCCUUGUUCUUUGACUGCAGUAUCUUUAAGAAAAUGUGUGUUUUAAGGCACAUUGAUGUGCUUAGGGCACAUAUUUAAUUUACUCAUUUGUUUAGUCAGCUUCAGGUUAAAUGUUCCUUUUCUCUUUGAUAUAUAUCCACUUGUGCUUUCAUAUCUCAUUGCCUGUUGUACAUACAGAUGUUCAACUCAGGUUUGUAAUGCAAAUCGCACACCCAACACUUCUCGUCGCAAUUGUCAGGAUUCUGCUAUCCCCUUCGAAUUUUCUUCAUGUUCUCCCAUCUUAAGGUUUAAGAAGCCUUGCCAAUGUAUUUACUAGAAUGAAUAAAUUUUGCGCCCUGCUUUAUAAAUAACUUGCAGGGACCAUUGAAAAAUCUUCAGCUUGUAAUAUAGCUAGAUAACACUGUAAGCAGUAAGGUGGGUCGAUUACUCUUGAUAUCUCAUUGGUUAUAUUUCAGUUAUGUAAAUCUUAUAACCAAUUUAUGUUACGAGGUGAGCAUUAGUAAUUCUUGUUUGAACAAUGUUAGACAUCCAAGUUCUGCAAUGCAUUGCCUUUGUUUUGAUCUGAGAUACAUCUAUUUGUUCUCAGAUGCUGGUGGAAGCUAGAUAAAAGGGCAACCUAAAAUCUGCCUAAAAUGACCAACUCCCUACCAGGAACGGAAACACAGGAUAUUCUUUCCUGUGAGGGAGAUUCUUUCCUUACCAAGACCCUGUAAAGAAAUUCCACAGAAAGAAGAAGAAGAAGGGAUCUUGGGCCUCAGAUAAACCAAUGGAGGAGGGUGAUCCCUUGUUGACAGCCUUCUCUCAGAGGUUUGGUCGGGGGACACAGACAACUGAGCCCAUUUCUGGGCACUUUUGAAUCAACUCUGAGGCCAUCGCCUCUUGUCAACACUACUCAGGACUGUCCCGGCUCAUGGUUAGAUUUUGUUGGAAUUGUGCUUGGCUUUUUGUGAUAAGCUAGUUCGUCUCUUUGCAUUUGUCCCGGAGCUGGCAGACACUUUGUUGGUUGUUUGUUGAUUUAUUGCAGAUCCUGUCUCUGGCUGCAUUUUUCUCCUUUUUUGCUUCACUUUGGAACCUACUACUGUGGAAGAAGCAGCUGAGAUUCUGUGGCGCCGUAGGCCUGGCUUAAGUUGGAGCUUAUUCUAUGCCAGCCUCCCAGACGUAGGAAGCAACCAUCCAUCAUCAGCUUUUCUUUUUUUUUUUUCUUUUUCUCUCCAGUCAAUUGCCAAGCUCAUAUUAAAUGCGAUUCAAGUGACAAGAUAUAGAGGGUGGGAUUCGUUUGAAAGGUUUCAUUUGUGGACUACAAAUGGCGGAAAACAUUGGGCACAUCAAUCCUAAACUUGCCAUGUCCCUGCAUCAUUUGCACUGUCCUGUUUCGCCUGCAUUCACAACCUGCUCAUCCACUGGGUUGUUUCCUGUUUACGUUUUGAUGUAUGAUGCAUUGGUAUGAAUUUCAGGUUUGGACAACCAAUUGUUGACUGUUGAGGAGGGGUGUUUACAGAAUAUUCAUCAUUCUUUUACUAAAAUUCGAUGGGCAGUCUUUGUUUCUAACCACAACUAGAUUUGUAAAAGGUGUGGACAAUUAUCAUAUAGCAAAGGAUUUUUGUAUGAAA